GUCGCUCCUUACAAGGGAGCGACCUUCAUCAUUCGCGAUCCUCAGAGCGGCCUCGCUAUCACACUCAAGGAUGGCAAGUUAGGCUUGGCCCCUGGGGAUAAGGAGAAUGCAUUCGUCAAUUGUGAUAAUGGGCGUGGCAGUCACUGGCGCUGCGUCGAAAACAAGGACCGCUGGUUGGGCUUCAAAAAUGCAGUCUCCGGAGAGUUUAUUGGGCACGAUAACAAGAAGAAGAACUGGCGCUUUAUGGCAAAGGCUGAGGCCCACAGGGAAUGGGAGUUUUUUUGUGUCCGUCAGCAUUCAGAUGGCGGCCAUGAGCUGCUUGUGAAGCAUUGGGGUGGCUUUCGUGCAAUGCAAGUGGGCGGCAACGACAACAAGGAGCUGGUGGUUGCUGAUGAAGGAGACAGCGGAACGGCGUGGGAGUUUCUUCAGGUUUACUGUGAG
This is a messenger RNA of Aspergillus glaucus CBS 516.65, 441 nucleotides long. RefSeq lists its product as uncharacterized. The transcript has a single exon. The record is from RefSeq and is a predicted model, not a curated record. NCBI's taxonomy places the organism in Eukaryota, Fungi, Ascomycota, Eurotiomycetes, Eurotiales, Aspergillaceae. The annotation marks the transcript as partial.